Cryptomeria japonica (Japanese cedar) is the source of this 2596-nucleotide messenger RNA. RefSeq names its product protein PHOSPHATE STARVATION RESPONSE 3. The record is from RefSeq and is a predicted model, not a curated record. Bases 625 to 1986 code for a protein of 453 amino acids. Lineage: Eukaryota; Viridiplantae; Streptophyta; Pinopsida; Cupressales; Cupressaceae. The transcript is spliced from 8 exons. Gene Ontology annotation, molecular function: DNA binding; DNA-binding transcription factor activity.
GGUCUAUAUUUUUCCUGUGAAAUACAACAGUAUAUGGGCGAUGAAAACCCUGAAUUGGCUGAAAGGCAAAGCAAAGAAUUCUUCAUUUGCUUUGUCUUCAGCUGGAAAUUCCACUGUAAAUUAUCACAGUGCAGAUAUUUAUACCAAUUUUUUGUUGCGUGAGAUUCGAACACUUAACCUGCCAGCAGUAGUUUGAUAGCUAUUAAUGCAAAUAGAUAAGAAGAUGCUUUUAUUUAUUUAUUUUAUUAAGUUUCAGUACACUCGAAUUUAAUGAGAUUCCCGUCGGCUGCAUCUUUGACGGAGAAUUGAAAUGCUUUCGUCCCGAUCUGAGUGGCAGAGAGUUUAUAUUUUUGGUAAGGCAGAGUUGCAGACAUGUUCGUAGUUUUUCUGUUCUGUUUGACGGAAAUUUGGAGUUGAAGAUUGGAGGAAAAAGCGUUGAGCGGUGGAUAUUUUGCGCGCUUGUGGCGUCAGCAUUUGACAGAAUAGACUGACUGCAAAUUAACUCUGAAUACUAUGAGAUGUCUUUGCAGUACCUAUGUCAAUCAAUUGGCCCUGUGAAGUGGGUCGUAUUUUGAUAGGUAAAUUAUGUCUGUUUACAGGUGAUCUCACUAAAUCUCUCACAUCAUGUUUCAAGCGAAGAAGUUUAUGUCUAGCCUUGUUCCUCAAAGGCUCCAUACACCUGAACAACGGAGUGCAGGCCCACUAGUGGUUCCUUCUAGUUCAACUGGUAGUCCAGCUACGUCUGGAGGUAGUGCAUCAGCAAAACAACGAUUACGCUGGACACCUGAAUUACAUGACCGAUUUGUGGAGGCAAUUGCUCAGCUUGGUGGUGCAGAUAGUAAGCUACUUGUUGAUCUUCUGUUAGUUAUAUGGUCAUAUGAUCCAAAUAAAGUAUGUAUAUGGGCUACGCCUAAGGGAGUUCUUAAGGUUAUGGGUGUCCAAGGGCUUACUAUCUAUCACGUGAAAAGCCAUUUACAGAAAUAUCGACUAGCAAAGUACAUUCCAGAGUCAGUAGAAGGUGGAAAAUCUGAUAAGAAAAAGGGCAGUGAGCUAGUUUCAAAACUGGAAGCUACAUCGGGAACUCAAAUCACAGAAGCUCUUCAGAUGCAGAUGGAGGUUCAAAAACGAUUGCAUGAACAACUUGAGGUACAAAGGCAUUUACAAUUACGAAUUGAGGCUCAGGGUAAAUAUUUACAGAAGAUCAUUGAAGAGCAGGAGAGAGCCAAAAAUCAAUCAUCCUCUUCCCCUGAACUCUCCGCUCGUUCUGAAGAACCUGAUGAAGGUAUAGACAAUGCUUUUCCGAAUUCUGAUGGUCAACGAAAGAGUGGCAAAUUGGAUGAGAUCCAAACAAAAGAUGGGAACAUUACCAUGCCUCUGGUUGAUAUUACUCAAAAGCAUCAAGAUGUAGGUGUUAUUCACCAUAGAGAGGAAGAGCAACAUCAAGCUUCCUCCUAUUCAUACAUGGGCAGUGAUGGUAUUGCAGAUUCAGCUAGUCCUGAGUUUGGACCACCUUUGAAAAGAAGCAGAUUCAACAAUGAUGUUGAGAACUUGGCAAGUCAGCCAUAUAAUGAACAGCGACUGAUGCCAGUGUCAUUCUCUAGCCAGUCCUCACAUUUUAGAGUUGAAAAAUCACCUGGUUCAAACUACCAAAGCAGGGUUGUAAGUUUGACAAGGCAGGUUGAGUCUCCUACACCAUCCCAGCAUACUGCAGACUUGCCUGUGCAAGAAUUGUCAGAGAACUUAUCGAGAGAUGAUGUAGACCAAAUUCCUCAUGCCCACGACUUUUUUAAACAAUUCUUGGAGACAAAUGCAUCUGCUUCCAUGGGAUUUGUGUCUUCUCAAUCUCAUAUUCAAAUUCCAACUUGUUUGCAUGCAUCGAAUCUGUCUAGUGCAUCUCAAGGUGAAUUUUCAAGUGCAUUGGAUGGCCGUGAUGGACACCAUAAUGUUCCAUCUUCCCAAGCUGGUUUGUUUCCACCAUGGACAUAAGUGAACCAAGCCGGUUAAUCCCAAAGAUUUGAUAAAAUGGGUCUUUAAGUUCAGGGCUUAAUACACUGAUACCAAUCAGAGUAUAACAUGUAACAUAUGGUAAAUAAACUUAGUUUUUUUUCAUGGUAAGUCCGUCCCCCACUCUGCCUUAUAUGCCCACAACCAAAAACCAAGACAUGUCUAAAUGUUCAUGAUAUUCUUAGAGGGAACCUUAUUAUCAUAUUACGCCAAGAAUAUCACUGUUAAAUGUUAUAUGCAACAAUUUUCAAUGUGAGAAUGAAUAUGUGGUAAACCACCUUUUCCCUUGUCACAAGGUUUGCCAUUUUACUGUUGUAAUGUGUAUACAGGCUUAUGACAUGGAUGUAGACAUUUUGUAGAUACUAAAAUUAAGGUUUAAACUGGUAACAAAUGUAGUUCUAAGUGUAAAUUUCUAUUGUUGAUGGUUAGUGCGGCUAUGAUUCUGAACAGAUGCCAUGACACAUUGUAUCUUACCAUUCUACUUUAUUAGGAGAUGGACACAUUUUGAGUACUUUCAGAUGUAUCUAACAGUCGGACAUCAUGUAACCCAGAGACAAUACAACAGAUAUACAAUCUAUUUCUUUUUGUGUAA